Molecule: messenger RNA, 2452 nt
Organism: Chenopodium quinoa (quinoa)
Lineage: Eukaryota; Viridiplantae; Streptophyta; Magnoliopsida; Caryophyllales; Amaranthaceae
Product: ABC1 family protein C21C3.03, mitochondrial-like
Exons: 5
Coding region: 356-2194 (612 amino acids)
Source: RefSeq, a predicted model, not a curated record
GGGCGAUGUUUAACAAAUCCCUUCAGAUAUUGUUGGAGCUUCAAUUGUGGGUGCAAUUGGCGAUUUUAGGGAUGAACUAGGGUUUUCUGAAAAUUUUGGGGGUUUUAGGUUUUCAGCCUUAAAUUGAAAAGAAAAAAAAAAUGAGGGUAUUUUGGAUAUUUUGUAUUUAAAAAUAUAAAAUUGUGUAAAAGAAACGGAAAAUAAAAAUAAAAAUUCAAGGCUAUUAGUAAUUUCCUUCCCCCAAAUUAAUUGUGGUCGGAAAUUUAUUUGAAUCUCCGGCGAAUCAGAGAAUGCCGACGAUUCUUCUGCACCGCCGUAUCGCCGUCGCAAAUUUUCAACUUCUUUUCAAUUAAACAUGUCCAGAAAUUUGGCUGCUGGGAGAGUUAGAAGGAUCAUUCACACUUUUCUACAAGAGCAGAAAUGUAGCAGUAACAAGUUGGACCCCUAUUCUUCGUACAAUUUUGUGAGAAAAAGCUAUGCUUCACAUAAUUUUUCUGAAGCAAAAUAUCUUAUUACCAACAAUGGAAAACGGAAAAUGCAUAGUUUUUCGUCCAGCUUUUUAUUCUCAAAUGAAGCAAAAGUUGCUUGGAGAAAGCUUUUAUAUGUGCAGACUAAUGGGGGACAAGCUCUUUCUCAUAUUAACAAAGCCGCUGCUGCUGUAUGUUUAGCUUUGAGCCGUUAUCAACUUCUUGCUCCUAGUAUACUUGCUUUAAUAGCUGGGCAGUUUUCAGGUGGACAAUUUAAGUGGACUCAUGCAGAUUGCUUACCAGCAUCCAGCACUCUGUAUGAUCAUGCGCAAAAUGGACAUGUUUACUUGGCAUCCUUUGCCUUUUCACUGGUAGAGGCUAUUAUUAUAUUUCUUAGGGCAAUCUAUCUAGCAAUUAUAUUUUCACCUUGUGUAGUUAUGGCUCCUUUCACCAAUUCACUUGGUGUAGAAUUUAGAAAAACCUGGCUUAGUAUUCUUCGCCGCACCCUGGAAAAGGGUGGUCCAGCAUUCAUUAAAUGGGGACAAUGGGCUGCUACAAGGCCCGACCUUUUCCCUCAGGAUAUUUGCACAGAACUCGCACAGCUGCAUUCCCAAGCACCAGCACAUAGCUUUGCCUACACAAAGCAAACAGUUGAGAAGGCAUUUGGCCGCAAGCUAGGUGAAAUUUUUGAAAAGUUUGAAGAGGAGCCUGUUGCAUCUGGGAGUGUUGCUCAGGUUCACCGAGCUACUCUUAAAUUUCGUUAUCCUGGUCACCCAAUGAAGCCUAAGCUAGUUGCUGUGAAGGUUAGGCAUCCUGGUGUUGGUGAAGCAAUUCGUAGAGACUUCAUGAUAAUUAAUGUCUUUGCUAAAAUUUCAAACUUGAUACCAACAUUGAAGUGGUUGAGACUGGAUGAAAGCUUGCAACAGUUUGCUGUAUUUAUGAUGUCUCAAGUUGAUCUAGCAAGAGAAGCUGCACAUUUGAGUCGAUUCAUCUAUAAUUUCCACAGAUGGAAGGAUGUUUCAUUCCCAAAGCCUCUCUAUCCUUUAGUGCACCCAGCGGUUUUGGUGGAAACUUAUGAGCAUGGCCAAAGUAUCUUGCAUUACGUUGAUAAACUUGAAGGACAUGAUAAUAUCAAAACAUCACUUGCUCACAUUGGGAGUCAUGCCCUUCUAAAAAUGCUAUUGGUAGACAAUUUUGUCCAUGCUGACAUGCACCCAGGAAAUAUACUUGUCCGGACAAAAAAGAGAAUCCCUGGGAAUCAGCUCUUUGAAUCAAGACCGCAUGUUGUAUUCCUUGAUGUAGGCAUGACUGCUGAACUUUCUAAAAGAGAUAGGGUGAAUAUACUGGAGUUUUUCAAGGCUGUUGCUCUUCAAGAUGGUCGCACUGCUGCUCAGUGUACUCUACAGUUAUCAGAAAACCAAAAUUGCCCAAAUCCCGGGGCUUUUGUUAAGGAAGUAGAAAAACAGUUCAAUUCCUGGGGCUCACCUGAGAGCUCGACUUUACAUGCUGCUGAUUGCAUGCAGCAACUUCUGGAACUGGUUCGGCACCAUAAAGUUAACAUUGAUGGAAAUGUUUGUACUGUGAUUGUCACAACUAUGGUUCUUGAGGGUUGGCAGCGUAAAUUGGAUCCAGAUUACAAUGUAUUGGAUACUCUGAAGGCAAUGAUGUUCAAAGUUGACUGGGCAGAGUCUCUAAGCUACACAAUUGAAGGUCUGGUUGCCCCCUGAGUUGAUGUCAACUAUACUUAUAUGACAUUUAAAGAAAAUAAGAAAAACAAUUUUGAUUCAUACAUAUUAUGACUAGAAUUAUAGAAUCUCUCUUUUAGAAUAGGUUGGCAAGAGAUGAUGGCAUCUUUACAAGUUGCCUGCAAUUUUCAAUUUUGUUCCAUAGUGUACAAUAUGAUUGAUCUUGGUGAAACACCAAAAUUUUAUUCAUGUAUAUGAUCUCAAAUUUGAACGAAUAAGUGACAAUGCGUGCUCCUUUGA